This is a messenger RNA of Phalaenopsis equestris, 4137 nucleotides long. Its product is annotated as polyadenylation and cleavage factor homolog 4. The record is from RefSeq and is a predicted model, not a curated record. Gene Ontology annotation, molecular function: RNA polymerase II complex binding; mRNA binding. Gene Ontology annotation, biological process: termination of RNA polymerase II transcription. NCBI's taxonomy places the organism in Eukaryota, Viridiplantae, Streptophyta, Magnoliopsida, Asparagales, Orchidaceae. Bases 321 to 3479 code for a protein of 1052 amino acids. Gene Ontology annotation, cellular component: mRNA cleavage factor complex; cytoplasm. The transcript is spliced from 7 exons.
CACUUAGUACGACGCAGCAUUCCCAUAGCCCCUUCAGUACAAUCUCUUUCUUCGCCUUCACACGUUUGGGAAGAAGCCGCCAUUGCUUCCCUCCUCCUCCUUUAGCUACUCCUGAAAGCCAUCACUGUCUCUUACUCUUCUCAAAUUCCUCCAUAACCCCUCUCUUACUCUCUGUGAAUAUCCUCGCAGCUCGCGAUUAGGGUUUAUUUCGUCGCUGCCGGCUUUUGUCGCAUUCAUCGCUGGAUGUCAAACGUCUAUGCUUCUUCAACUAUUGCUACUUCUUGUUCGAUUUAUAAUUAGUUUAAGCCGAUCUCCGGUUUAUGGAGAUGGAGGCCUCUCGCAGAUCUGUGUUGGACCGGUCGCGGGAGCCGGGCGCGAAGAAACCUAGACUGACAGAGGAGAGCGAGCGGGAUCGGGGACCUUCCGCCGGCGUUACAUCCGAUCGCAGCCGUACUUAUGCGCAGUCCAGGCCUGCAGCCGGCGGCAGCGGAGGAAACCCGAGAUUUAGGGCGAGCGAGAGGGAGGAGAGGGAGGAAGUGGGGAGAGGGGGAGCGCCUUAUCAGCAGCAGCAGGAGCUAGUGGCGCAGUACAGGACGGCACUCGCGGAGCUGACGUUUAAUUCGAAGCCUAUUAUCACGAAUCUUACGAUCAUUGCCGGGGAGAGCCUCCAUGUUGCUAAGUCUAUUGCUGCCACUGUCUGUGACAAUGUUCUUGAGGUUCCUAGUGAACAAAAGUUGCCAUCUUUAUAUCUUCUUGAUAGCAUUGUGAAGAAUAUUGGAGGAGAUUAUAUUAAAUAUUUUGCUGCAAGAUUGCCACAGGUAUUCUGCAAAGCCUACAAACAAGUUGAUCCUUCCAUACAUCAUAGCUUGAGGCAUCUAUUCGGAACAUGGAAAGGGUAUUUCCCCACUUCUUGCCUCCAAUCAAUCGAGCACGAAUUGGGAUUUCAAAAUGUCAUAAAUGGGUCAUCUGGAGGCACAGGAACAAGGUCAGAUGCUCAAUCACAAAGGUCCCCGCACAGUAUUCAUGUUAAUCCAAAGUAUUUGGAGGCCAGACAACGCUUUCAACAAUCCACAAAGGGGAAGGAAAUAAGCAGCGAAGGCAUUGAUGAAGUUGUUGCUCCACUCGACGAUGCAGAAAGGUCCAUAAGAAAUCCUCUCGCUGGGAGUACGAGACAGCGGUCUGAAUUAUCUAAUAAGGAUGUUCAACACCCUCAAAAGGAACAACCAAGUGACUUCAUUAAUGAACGAAAAGGUUACAAGGAUCUAAGAGAUCCUAGUUUUUCUUCCCAACUUUUGCGGCAACAAGAUGUGGGAGUGGGGAGGAUUGGCCGGGUUAAAGAUUUAGAUGAGAUGGGGAGGACUGUCGAUCAGAUUAGUGAGUCAGAUGAGCCAAGCAAACCAUAUUAUGAGGCUGGCGGGGCAGCUCAAUCAACAGCCUACCGAAGAAAUGGUUUUGAUGCAAAUUACACUUAUGGUAACUAUCGAACUCUAGGGUCCGCUCCAAAUAAUUCUCAGGUUUCUUCGAUCCAUUCAAAUCGAACAAACUGGCCUUUGUCUAAGAAUUGGAAAACUUCCGAGGAGGAAGAGUACAUCUGGGAUGAUAUGGGUUCCAGAUCCGUAGAUUAUGAAAGUGCAAGCAAUAAAAGAAACGCUGUAAGUGUUGAUGAUCAAGACAAGCCACUCAGCUUGCAAAGUCACAAGUGGAUGUCGAUGGAGACCGGUCAAGUUGGCUCUAGAUUAAAUAAAUUUGAUACAUUUCAUCCGCGGUCAAAGAUUGUAGGAACAGAUGAUAGAAUUCAUUUCACAAGAGACCUUGAAGAGCGCUAUUCACAACAACAUAGCCAAGAAGUUGAGCCAAGAUUAAAUAAGGGUGCUUGGCCUCCGCCUCUGCGCGACCCACCAGUGCCAGCUCUUGGGUUAGAUCAUAAGAUUUCAAGAGUUUCAAGUCAAACAGAGCACAGGCCAACUCCUCUUAGUGGUAUUUUAUCUACAAAUGAAAAUUCAGUCAUUCCUAGAUCUGGAUUUCAAUCUAAUCCUACUUCAAGCUUGGGCUUUUCUACAGAUGUAUUAGGAUCAAGUGGACUUUUAGCGCAGCAGGGGCCACUGCCUCUACGUUCUCCUUCACCCAACUUCCCUUCCAUCCCAUCUUCUCCCCUUCAACAACAUAGUCUAAUCGACCAAGAUUAUCUUCAAGUUCGCUCGUCUCAAAUAGGUCAGAAAUCCAGCCAGCUCACAGAUCAGUUUAAUCGCGAUGCAUUUUCUCCAGGCAGCCAUGACUCGUUUACCUCAUUAUCCGAAAAUCCAGCUCCUAAAGCCCAUACUUCAUCGAAUUCACAUGCUUUGUUACCUCUCUCAUCUUUCCCUGUCAUAUCACCACAUCCUGAGCUGAAGCAACAUCCAUCGAUUCAGGAAACUUCGGCAACUGUGUCCCAGCCGAAAGGAUUUUCUGGUACUACGCAAUCCAACAUCAGUAAUCUAUUGGCUUCAGUUUUGAAGACUGACAUUUUGCCUAACAAGCAGGCAAGCGGCUUGAAUAUGCAUCCUCCCCUUCCGAGUGGACCUCCACCCCCUCAGGCACUGACCUCCCCUCCUUUGCCAACUUCUUCAGCACAAAUGGCAUCUUCCCAUGGGAUCUCUCCAUCUUUUACACCUUUUCUUCCAGAUGGCAUCUUGCCUCCAUUGCCCCCUGGUCCUCCACCCUCGACAUCGCUGGUAGGCUCCACCAACUCAGCCACCAUUGGUCUGAAUCCACUUUCAAGUCUCCUGAGCUCAUUGGUUGCGAAGGGCCUCAUAACCUCAGCAUCGACGAAUCAGAUGUCCAAGGAGAGCUCGAGUCAGAACAGCGAUCUCGAUCCAACUACAUCCACCCAACAGUUUUCUUCGAAAGAGCUUCCAAUCACUGAGUCAUCGAGUCUGAAUCGUGUCUUCUUCGAUGACAAUCUGAUAGGUAUUCAAUUCAAGACAGAAAUUAUUCGCGAGUUUCAUCCUCCUGUGAUCGAUAGCAUUUUAGAUAAUCUAAAGCAUCGAUGCGUUUCAUGCGGUCUGAGAUUCAGACAUCAACAUCAACUUCAGAGUCACUCGGAUUGGCACAGCUCGAAUAACUCGGAGAUGAGUAGCAUCGAAAAAGUGUGUCGGAGAUGGUAUUCGAGCAUCAACGAUUGGAUUUCUGGAGUGGUCGAACCACCAUGCGGGCCGGUUCCUGUCGAGACCCUAGAAUCCAUGCCUUUGGAGGAUUCCUCGGAGCCUAUGGUUACUGCUGAUGAAAGACAAUGUAUUUGCGCGCUUUGCGGAGAACCGUUUGAAGAUUUCUAUUCGAUCGAGAGGGACGAGUGGAUGUACAAAGGGACUGUUUAUCUGAACUCAGCAGAUGAGAAAUGUGUUGCCGGAGGCAUUGGAAAUAACAUUUUGGAAGGUCCCAUUGUGCAUGCUAAGUGCAUUUCAGUGUCUGCAGUUAAUGGAGAUGUUGCUGGGUAUUGUUGAUUUGUUAUAAUGGAGUUCUUCAAUGCCUUCUCCCCUUCAAUUCGGCAUGACCUGUAUUUUGCUUCCAAAGUGCAUUAUGGCUUAAUGAGAGCAAUCACUGUAGCAGGUCCUGGCAAGGGAAGCCAACAAACAUACUGGUUCAAGGUUUGCUUGGCUGUUUCCUGACUCUCUUUUUGAAUUUCAUCAAGUUUGAGCUUAUGAAUAUCUGAAUCAUUUUGAUAAAUUUUAUUUGUGCAUCAUAUAUAAUUUGCAUGAUAUAGAUAUAAAAAUUGGUUUAAUCAGGUUUUUGUGCUAAUAUUUGAUGCAAUUUUUUUCCUAGUCAAUGGUGAUUUAGAGCUCCUUCAGUUCCAGCUACAAAUCUUAAUUGUGUUUUGUAAAAAAAAAACAAAAAAAAAAUGAAAGAAAUAUCAGGAUGGAAAUGUGGUUUAAUAAAGAUGUGGUAUGAUUAAUCAUUAUGAAAAAUUUUAAUAUGAUUCAGCCAGGUGUAGUUAUAGUUUGGGGAAGAUGUGGGAUUUGUUGUAACAAAUCAAUUGAUAGAAGACAUUUUGUUUGUAUUAUUGUUAUCUGCCUAACAGCUUCUAUUUUCUUAAGAGUAGUUGUGACAAGCUUUUUGGGGGGUCUUAUCAGUAAUUUUCUGGCAAAUAUAUUGUUUUGCUUU